UUAAAAGAUACACGUUUUUUAUGUUUGAAUGAAUAAUCUUAAUGGACAUUGGAAAUUAUUAUUUUUAACGAGACACGUCAUCAAAUCACAUCUGUUCACAGUAUUUCUGUUAUUGUUUUUGUUAUAGCCUUAAGCUCGUGAGUGAAUUCACUUUAUUUGUUUUUAUUUUUAUUUUACUUUUACAUUUUCUCGGGAUAACUCCCAUUGCAAAAGGAUGGCAUUUGUCAUAUCAGUUUCAAAACCAUAUCGCAUGUUAAUUAUCCAUAGGCUAUGCCAGGAAGUUCCUAAAGAGUAAAGACCAUUCACAUUUUUGAAUUAACUUAGUUAAGUUACCUAGAUGGAUUAAAGGUUGGUGUUUCUUUCAGACAUGUGGAGAAAGAGCGUGUGUGAGGGGUGUAAUGAGCUCAUUCGGGACAGGUACCUGCUCCGCGUGCAGGACGGACUGUGGCACGAGCGCUGCCUGCACUGCGCAUCAUGUCGCGAGCCUCUGAAAGACACCUGCUUCCUCCGCAAUAAGACACUCUACUGCAAGCGAGACUACCAGAAAUUGUUUUUAGUACGGUGCAAGGGCUGCGCAGAGAUCAUCUCUCCGGCCGAGCUGGUGAUGCACGCAGGCCCUGCGGUUUUCCACCUGCGGUGUUUCUGCUGCUGUGUGUGUGCCUGCAGGCUGCAGAAGGGAGACCGAUGUGUGCUUACAGGGGACAGGCUUUUCUGUGCCAGAGACUAUCACAACCAACUGGCCAGCCCAACCACCUCCGACUCAGGUAAAAGUGAAGAUGCUGAGGAUGAUGAUGAUGAAGACAACAUUAGGACUGCAGGGGAGUCUAACACAAUAGGAGACGUGGAACACAAGAGGCCUAAAAGGCCUCGAACCAUCCUUACAACACAGCAGAGACGUGCUUUCAAAGCUUCCUUUGAGGUCUCAUCCAAACCAUGUCGAAAGGUAAGGGAGACCCUGGCAGCAGAGACAGGAUUGAGCGUACGAGUCGUUCAGGUCUGGUUCCAGAACCAAAGAGCCAAGAUGAAAAAACUGGCAAGAAGACAACAGCAGCAGAAGCAAAGCGUGUCCUCUCAGGAGAAAAGGGAUAGCCAAUCACAACACACUGCGCCUUCUUGUGGAGGUAUGCCUGCUGAGCUGGAGUGCGCAGGUUCAUAUUCACUUACCCAGCAGAAUAUCAGUCUAGACUCACAGAGCUUCGAGCUGGACCCCUUCAGACAGGGCCUCACCCCUCCUCAAAUGCCUGGAGACCACAUGCAUCCCUAUGGUUGUGACACAAUCUAUGAUGAUACAGACAGUGACCUGUGCCAUUUUGGAGACUGCAUGUCGUCGAGUGAACCCUCACUUUUAACACCGAUUGACCGAUUGUAUUCAAUGCAAGAUUCUUAUUUUGCCUCUUGAUUGUCAUUCAGACAGCUCAGGAAAGAUUUAUGGGGAGAGAGUGCAAGUGUAUGUAUGCUUGUGUGUGUAUUCUGCUUAUGCAUGUUUUUAGGGUGGUGACUGGCGACAAUGGAAAUGUACUGUGAUGAAAAUGUUCUUUGUGUAAUUUGUAUUUAUUGUUUUAUGUGUGUAAUCUGGACUGAAUUACAA
This is a messenger RNA of Rhinichthys klamathensis goyatoka, 1588 nucleotides long. RefSeq names its product LIM homeobox transcription factor 1, alpha (gene lmx1a). Gene Ontology annotation, molecular function: RNA polymerase II transcription regulatory region sequence-specific DNA binding; DNA-binding transcription factor activity, RNA polymerase II-specific. Gene Ontology annotation, biological process: neuron differentiation; regulation of transcription by RNA polymerase II. The transcript has 7 exons. The coding region runs from base 368 to 1399 and encodes 343 amino acids. The record is from RefSeq and is a predicted model, not a curated record. Gene Ontology annotation, cellular component: nucleus. Lineage: Eukaryota; Metazoa; Chordata; Actinopteri; Cypriniformes; Leuciscidae.